CUGUAAAUUAAAAAAAAUCAACUUUUCUUUUAUUGAUCACAGAACCAAAGAAAGAAAGAAAAAAAAGUAGAAAAGGAGAAAAUCAGAACUCACUCACUCUCUCUUUCUCUUAAAGUUAUAGCUCCAUGGGCUUCCCCGUAGGUUACACAGAGGUUUUUCUCCCGAAGCUCUUCGUACAAGCGCUUUCGAUUCUCGGUUUCAUGAGAACCAUCGUCUUCUCUCUCUUCCGCUUCUUGGGUCUCUCCGAAUUCCUCGAAAUGGAUCAAAACUGGCCCGAUUACACAUCUUACCCGACCCGAAUACCCGAAAUCCGCUCACCUUUCUCCGCUCUACUCAUCCGCGAGAUCUUACCGGUUAUCAAAUUCGAAGAGCUAACUAACUCCGAAGAAGAACUGCCGGAAAACUGCGCCGUUUGUCUCUACGAAUUCGAAGGAGAGCAAGAGAUCCGGUGGCUGAGAAAUUGCAGACAUAUAUUCCACCGGAGCUGUCUCGACCGUUGGAUGGAUCAUGAUCAGAAGACGUGUCCUCUUUGUAGAACACCGUUCGUUCCAGAUGAGAUGCAAGAAGAGUUUAAUCAACGGCUCUGGGCUGCUUCCGGUGUUCAUGAUUUUCACGGUGAGUACAGUCCCGUGACGGAAUUAUAGACAACGUUUCUUUUGUGCCCUCCUUUUGUCUCCUUUUUUUUCACUUUUUCACCCCUGUACUUUUAAUUUUGCUUUUUUUACCCUUGCUAACAUUAGAUUUGCCACGCUUUUAUGUGUGUGUAUGUUGUAUAUACAUAUGAAUGAGAUGAGCAAUAAACAUAACCAAAAAUAAAAAAA
This is a messenger RNA of Eutrema salsugineum, 821 nucleotides long. RefSeq names its product E3 ubiquitin-protein ligase RHA1B. Bases 126 to 644 code for a protein of 172 amino acids. The record is from RefSeq and is a predicted model, not a curated record. Gene Ontology annotation, molecular function: zinc ion binding; ubiquitin protein ligase activity. The transcript has a single exon. Gene Ontology annotation, biological process: protein ubiquitination. Lineage: Eukaryota; Viridiplantae; Streptophyta; Magnoliopsida; Brassicales; Brassicaceae.